CACCGCCGGUUUUCUGCCACCGCGACGCUUGUCGGCUGUAGCGGUUGCUGGUGCACCUCUUUCAACGUCCUACUGUGGGUCACUUCAACACUCAAGUUAACCGUUCAUAGCAGAACAGAUUCUCAACAUGUCCAACAAAAGCAAAGCUUUCACCAGGGAGGAGGAAUUACUUCUCCAGGAUUUCAGCAGAAAUGUAUCAACCAAGUCGUCUGCUCUUUUCUACGGAAACGCUUUCAUCGUUUCUGCCAUUCCCAUCUGGCUUUUCUGGAGAAUUCAUAUGAUUGACCUGUACUCCUCCCUGAUCUCAUUUGUUGUUGUAACACUCAUUAGCACCUACCUUGUUGCAUUUGCAUACAAGAACACCAAAUUUGUUUUAAAACAUAAGGUGGCAGUGAAACGCGAAGAUGCAGUUACUCGUGAGAUGACCAAAAAGUUGGCUGAAGACAAGAAGAUGAGCAAGAAGGAGAAAGAUGAAAGAAUUCUGUGGAAGAAAAAUGAAGUUGCUGAUUAUGAAGCUACUACGUUCUCCAUAUUCUACAACAAUGCGUUGUUUUUGGCUAUUGUCAUUUUUGCCAGCUUUUAUGUCCUGAAAUCUUUCACCCCCGCCUUCAAUUACAUCUUAUCUGUUGGAGUUGCUGGUGGCCUCUUGGCUCUUCUUUCAACUGGUACCCAGUAAAAAGAAAAUAAUUUAUACAAGACUGGGGGUUCUUCUAAGAAAAACCUUACAUGUUUGUGAAAUAUUUAUGUUAUGAAUUUUUUGAUAUUAAAUCUAAAAACAAAGAAA
Messenger RNA from Frankliniella occidentalis (western flower thrips), 784 nucleotides. RefSeq names its product translocon-associated protein subunit gamma. Gene Ontology annotation, biological process: SRP-dependent cotranslational protein targeting to membrane. NCBI's taxonomy places the organism in Eukaryota, Metazoa, Arthropoda, Insecta, Thysanoptera, Thripidae. Gene Ontology annotation, cellular component: membrane; endoplasmic reticulum. The record is from RefSeq and is a predicted model, not a curated record. Bases 128 to 676 code for a protein of 182 amino acids. The transcript is spliced from 4 exons.